AUGUCGGAUACUAAUCUUUCUUUUCUUGAUUCAAAUCAAAGCCACCUUCCCCAAUCAAAAAUCUCUGAGCUUUUUCCAGCAACUUGUACUUCAGAGAAGAUUGGAAAGGAAGAACCUGUGGUUGCAGAUGGGACCCACGCGCCGUCGGAGUGGAGGAAGUUUCGCGGCGUCAGGCGGCGGCCAUGGGGGAAGUUUGCAGCUGAGAUCAGAGAUCCGGCAAAGCGGGGUGCUCGGAUAUGGCUGGGAACGUAUGAGUCGCCGGAGGAUGCAGCUUUUGCUUAUGAUCAAGCAGCGUAUAAGAUACGUGGGUCUCGGGCUUUGCUUAAUUUCCCGCAUCUGAUAGGCACCAACAUGGCGGAGCCGGUGAGGGUGACUGCAAGGCGGAGGAGUAUCAUGGAGGCUGUGUCUCCGCCGCUGUCGUUGUCAGAAGAAGGUGGUUUAAAGCGAUGUAGAACAGGUAGUGGCGAUGAUGCUACGACGGUGGAUGAUUUUGUUAGUAGGCCAUGUUAG
This is a messenger RNA of Lactuca saligna, 510 nucleotides long. The record is from the annotation of a GenBank genome assembly. Lineage: Eukaryota; Viridiplantae; Streptophyta; Magnoliopsida; Asterales; Asteraceae.